This is a messenger RNA of Hypanus sabinus (Atlantic stingray), 3432 nucleotides long. Its product is annotated as deleted in malignant brain tumors 1 protein-like. The transcript has 12 exons. The record is from RefSeq and is a predicted model, not a curated record. NCBI's taxonomy places the organism in Eukaryota, Metazoa, Chordata, Chondrichthyes, Myliobatiformes, Dasyatidae. Bases 1 to 3432 code for a protein of 1143 amino acids. Gene Ontology annotation, cellular component: membrane.
AUGGCGGCAGACGUGGUCUGCAGGAUUUUGAACUGUGGGACAUCUGAGUCGGUAACAACAGAUGCCUCCUACGGAGAGGGCACUGGGAAGAUCUGGCUGGAUGGGGUGAAGUGUAACGGGACAGAGCCUGCUCUCGACCAGUGCCCUGCCAGCCCAUGGGGGGUGAAUAACUGCUCCCACGCAGAGGACGCUGGAGUCUCCUGCACAGGCCCAGUCCCCGUCCGGCUGGUGAACGGGAACAACAUGUGCUCUGGGAGAGUCGAGGUCUAUCAUAACUCUACCUGGGGCACCGUCUGUGGCAGGAGCUGGAAUAAGAUGGCGGCAGACGUGGUCUGCAGGAUUUUGAACUGUGGGACAUCUGAGUCGGUAACAACAGAUGCCUCCUACGGAGAGGGCACUGGGAAGAUCUGGCUGGAUGGGGUGAAGUGUAACGGGACAGAGCCUGCUCUCGACCAGUGCCCUGCCAGCCCAUGGGGGGUGAAUAACUGUUCCCACGCAGAGGACGCUGGAGUCUCCUGCACAGGCCCGGUCCCCGUCCGGCUGGUGAACGGGAACGUGUGCUCUGGGAGAGUCGAGGUCUAUCAUAACUCUACCUGGGGCACCGUCUGUGGCAGGAACUGGAAUAAGAGUGAAGCGGACGUGGUCUGCAGGAUUUUGAACUGUGGGACAUCUGAGUCGGUAACAACAGAUGCCUCCUACAGAGAGGGCACUGGGAAGAUCUGGCUGGAUGGGGUGAAGUGUAAGGGGACAGAGCCUGCUCUCGACCAGUGCCCUGCCAGCCCAUGGGGGGUGAAUAACUGCUCCCACGCAGAGGACGCUGGAGUCUCCUGCACAGGCCCGGUCCCCGUCCGGCUGGUGAACGGGAACAACAUGUGCUCUGGGAGAGUCGAGGUCUAUCAUAACUCUACCUGGGGCACCGUCUGUGGCAGGAGCUGGAAUAGGAGUGAAGCGGACGUGGUCUGCAGGAUUUUGAACUGUGGGACAUCUGAGUCGGUAACAACAGAUGCCUCCUACGGAGAGGGCACUGGGAAGAUCUGGCUGGAUGGGGUGAAGUGUAAGGGGACAGAGCCUGCUCUCGACCAGUGCCCGGCCAGCCCAUGGGGGGUGAAUAACUGUUCCCACGCAGAGGACGCUGGAGUCUCCUGCACAGGCCCAGUCCCCGUCCGGCUGGUGAACGGGAACAACAUGUGCUCUGGGAGAGUCGAGCUCUAUCAUAACUCUACCUGGGGCACCGUCUGUGGCAGGAGCUGGAAUAGGAGUGAAGCGGACGUGGUCUGCAGGAUUUUGAACUGUGGGACAUCUGAGUCGGUAACAACAGAUGCCUCCUACGGAGAGGGCACUGGGAAGAUCUGGCUGGAUGGGGUGAAGUGUAAGGGGACAGAGCCUGCUCUCGACCAGUGCCCGGCCAGCCCAUGGGGGGUGAAUAACUGUUCCCACGCAGAGGACGCUGGAGUCUCCUGCACAGGCCCGGUCCCUGUCCGGCUGGUGAACGGGAACGUGUGCUCUGGGAGAGUCGAGGUCUAUCAUAACUCUACCUGGGGCACCGUCUGUGGCAGGAACUGGAAUAAGAAUGAAGCGGACGUGGUCUGCAGGAUUUUGAACUGUGGGACAUCUGAGUCGGUAACAACAGAUGCCUCCUACGGAGAGGGCACUGGGAAGAUCUGGCUGGAUGGGGUGAAGUGUAAGGGGACAGAGCCUGCUCUCGACCAGUGCCCUGCCAGCCCAUGGGAUGUGAAUAACUGUUCCCACGCAGAGGACGCUGGAGUCUCCUGCACAGGCCCAGUCCCCGUCCGGCUGGUGAACGGGAACAACAUGUGCUCUGGGAGAGUCGAGGUCUAUCAUAACUCUACCUGGGGCACCGUCUGUGGCAGGAGCUGGAAUAAGAUGGCGGCAGACGUGGUCUGCAGGAUUUUGAACUGUGGGACAUCUGAGUCGGUAACAACAGAUGCCUCCUACGGAGAGGGCACUGGGAAGAUCUGGCUGGAUGGGGUGAAGUGUAAGGGGACAGAGCCUGCUCUCGACCAGUGCCCUGCCAGCCCAUGGGGGGUGAAUAACUGCUCCCACGCAGAGGACGCUGGAGUCUCCUGCACAGGCCCGGUCCCCAUCCGGCUGGUGAACGGGAACAACAUUUGCUCUGGGAGAGUCGAGGUCUAUCAUAACUCUACCUGGGGUACCGUCUGUGGCAGGAGCUGGAAUAGGAGUGAAGCGGACGUGGUCUGCAGGAUUUUGAACUGUGGGACAUCUGAGUCGGUAACAACAGAUGCCUCCUACGGAGAGGGCACUGGGAAGAUCUGGCUGGAUGGGGUGAAGUGUAAGGGGACAGAGCCUGCUCUCGACCAGUGCCCGGCCAGCCCAUGGGGGGUGAAUAACUGCUCCCACGCAGAGGACGCUGGAGUCUCCUGCACAGGCCCGGUCCCCAUCCGGCUGGUGAACGGGAACAACAUCUGCUCUGGGAGAGUCGAGGUCUAUCAUAACUCUACCUGGGGUACCGUCUGUGGCAGGAGCUGGAAUAGGAGUGAAGCGGACGUGGUCUGCAGGAUUUUGAACUGUGGGACAUCUGAGUCGGUAACAACAGAUGCCUCCUACAGAGAGGGCACUGGGAAGAUCUGGCUGGAUGGGGUGAAGUGUAAGGGGACAGAGCCUGCUCUCGACCAGUGCCCAGCCAGCCCAUGGGGGGUGAAUAACUGCUCCCACGCAGAGGACGCUGGAGUCUCCUGCACAGGCCCGGUCCCCGUCCGGCUGGUGAACGGGAACGUGUGCUCUGGGAGAGUCGAGGUCUAUCAUAACUCUACCUGGGGCACCGUCUGUGGCAGUAGCUGGAAUAAGAGUGAAGCGGACGUGGUCUGCAGGAUUUUGAACUGUGGGACAUCUGAGUCGGUAACAACAGAUGCCUCCUACGGAGAGGGCACUGGGAAGAUCUGGCUGGAUGGGGUGAAGUGUAAGGGGACAGAGCCUGCUCUCGACCAGUGCCCUGCCAGCCCAUGGGGGGUGAAUAACUGCUCCCACGCAGAGGACGCUGGAGUCUCCUGCACAGGCCCGGUCCCCGUCCGGCUGGUGAACGGGAACGUGUGCUCUGGGAGAGUCGAGGUCUAUCAUAACUCUACCUGGGGCACCGUCUGUGGCAGUAGCUGGAAUAAGAGUGAAGCGGACGUGGUCUGCAGGAUUUUGAACUGUGGGACAUCUGAGUCGGUAACAACAGAUGCCUCCUACGGAGAGGGCACUGGGAAGAUCUGGCUGGAUGGGGUGAAGUGUAAGGGGACAGAGCCUGCUCUCGACCAGUGCCCUGCCAGCCCAUGGGGGGUGAAUAACUGCUCCCACGCAGAGGACGCUGGAGUCUCCUGCACAGAGUCGUGCGUUGAAGAACUGGAGUUGAAUCUGGAUGACCUUUGGUGCGUACGGGAGAAUGAGGAGAUGAUGGAUAGAAGCCCCUAA